ACUGUAUACUUUCUCUUCAUUAAAAGUAAAAAAAAGUCCCAAGUCCAUUGCUCUGCAAACACCUCCAUAACCAUAGCCAUAGGAAUUGGCCCUCCCUCUUUCAUCAACAAUGGAAACCGUGGACCAAACCUUCGAAGAAUACCCUCCCUUCCUCCGCAUCCACAACGACGGCACCAUCGAGCGCCUCGUCGGCACCCAAACCGUGCCGCCGUCUCCCCUAUCCGAUGCCGGAAUCUCCUCCAAAGACGUCGUCAUCUCUCCCAAUGUCUCCGCCCGUCUCUACAUCCCUCACUCCGCCCUUUCCUCCACCAAAAAACUCCCCACCCUUGUCUACUUCCAUGGAGGAGGUUUCAUCAUAGAGUCCCCCUUCUCCCCUCACUACCACCCUUACCAGGAUUCCCUGGCGGCGAAGGCAGGCGUGAUCAUCGUCUCCGUGAAUUAUCGUCUUGCCCCCGAGCACCGGCUCCCAACUUCCUACGACGACUCAUGGGAGGCUAUCAAGUGGACCGUUGGUCUGUCCGACGAGUGGCUGAGGGACCAUGCCGACCUCGACCGCUUGUUCUUUGCCGGGGACAGCGCCGGGGGCAAUAUCGUACAUCAGAUGGCGAUGAGGACCUCACCGUCAGAGAUAAGAUUGCGCGGGGUAGUAUUAGUCCAUCCAUUUUUCUGGGGACCAAAUUUGAGUGAUACAGAAAAAGAACAGAUUGGGUUUGUGGACAUGGUCUGGAGGCUAGUUAGCCCAGAUGUUGGUAUUAUGCAGAGUCACUGGGUCAAUUGGGAGGCGGAGAGGGCAACGCCAUUGACGAAGCUUGGAUGUCAAAGGGUGAUGUUGUGCGUUGCAGAGCUGGAUUUUUUGAACAAAAAGGGAAAAGAGUAUUAUGAGGCAUUGAAGGAGAGCGGGUGGGAGGGGAUGGUAGAGCUUGUGGAGACUGAAGGGGAGGAUCAUGUGUUUCACUUGUUUAAGCCAGACUGUGAGAAGGCCAGGGUGUUCAUGGAGCAGGUCGCCUCGUUCCUUAAUCAGGGCUAGUUGUGAGCCAUCUUGCUCUCUCUUUACUGGGUUUGUUUCUUUUCAAGGUUUCAAUCUGCCUCUUCCCCCCCCCCCCCCCCCCCCCUUCUGAAUUAGAUCUGUACUGAGUUUGUUUCUUUUCCAAGUUUGCCUUCUUUCCCCCUCCUGUAAAUUGAUCGUGUUAUGCUGUGAAGCGAUGCACUCUAUAAUUUUCUAGUCUUA
Amborella trichopoda is the source of this 1228-nucleotide messenger RNA. The record is from RefSeq and is a predicted model, not a curated record. NCBI's taxonomy places the organism in Eukaryota, Viridiplantae, Streptophyta, Magnoliopsida, Amborellales, Amborellaceae.